Messenger RNA from Castor canadensis (American beaver), 2059 nucleotides. NCBI's taxonomy places the organism in Eukaryota, Metazoa, Chordata, Mammalia, Rodentia, Castoridae. The record is from RefSeq and is a predicted model, not a curated record.
CUUCUUAUUUAAGAACUAAAUAAAUAAACAAACCACUCCUUUCAAAACAAGUUAAUAAUCAUUAGGAAUUCAUCAUCUCAUUAGCACUUAUCAUUAGCAGUUAAGUCAUCUUAAUGUGACUAUAAUGUAUUACGGCUGUUUUUUUCUCUGUAGGGGUAAAGGAGAUUCCCCAGAAGCUCGAGCAUUGGCCAAACAGGUGGCUACGGCUCUGCAGAACCUGCAGACCAAAACCAACAGGGCUGUGGCCAACAGCAGACCUGCCAAGGCAGCUGUCCACCUUGAGGGCAAGAUUGAGCAAGCUCAGCGGUGGAUUGAUAAUCCCACAGUGGAUGACCGGGGAGUUGGUCAAGCUGCCAUCCGGGGGCUUGUAGCUGAAGGGCAUCGUCUGGCUAAUGUUAUGAUGGGACCUUAUCGCCAAGAUCUUCUUGCCAAGUGUGACCGUGUGGACCAGCUGACAGCUCAGUUGGCUGACCUGGCUGCCCGAGGGGAAGGGGAAAGUCCUCAGGCGAGAGCACUUGCAUCACAACUUCAAGACUCCUUAAAGGAUCUGAAAGCCCAGAUGCAGGAGGCUAUGACUCAGGAGGUAUCAGAUGUUUUCAGCGACACCACAACUCCCAUCAAACUAUUGGCAGUGGCGGCCACUGCCCCUCCUGAUACACCUAACAGGGAAGAGGUAUUUGAUGAGAGGGCAGCGAACUUUGAAAAUCAUUCAGGAAGACUUGGAGCCACAGCAGAGAAGGCAGCUGCUGUUGGUACUGCUAAUAAAUCAACAGUGGAAGGCAUUCAGGCAUCAGUGAAGACGGCUCGAGAACUCACACCCCAGGUCGUCUCGGCUGCUCGUAUCUUACUUAGGAACCCUGGGAAUCAAGCUGCUUAUGAACAUUUUGAGACCAUGAAGAACCAGUGGAUUGAUAAUGUUGAAAAAAUGACAGGACUGGUGGACGAAGCCAUUGAUACCAAAUCUCUGUUGGAUGCUUCUGAAGAAGCAAUUAAAAAAGACCUGGAUAAGUGUAAGGUAGCCAUGGCUAACAUUCAGCCUCAGAUGCUGGUCGCUGGAGCAACCAGCAUCGCUCGUCGGGCCAACCGAAUCCUGCUGGUUGCUAAGAGGGAGGUGGAGAACUCCGAGGAUCCCAAGUUCCGUGAGGCCGUGAAAGCUGCUUCUGAUGAAUUGAGCAAAACAAUCUCCCCGAUGGUGAUGGAUGCAAAGGCUGUGGCUGGAAACAUCUCUGACCCUGGCCUGCAAAAGAGCUUCCUGGACUCAGGAUAUCGGAUCCUGGGAGCUGUGGCCAAGGUCAGAGAAGCUUUCCAACCUCAAGAGCCUGAUUUCCCACCUCCUCCACCAGACCUAGAACAGCUCCGUCUAACAGAUGAACUUGCUCCUCCCAAACCACCUCUGCCUGAGGGUGAGGUCCCUCCACCCAGGCCUCCACCACCAGAGGAGAAGGACGAAGAGUUCCCUGAGCAGAAAGCUGGGGAGGUGAUUAAUCAGCCAAUGAUGAUGGCUGCCAGGCAGCUCCAUGAUGAAGCUCGCAAAUGGUCUAGCAAGCCGGGUUUCCCAGCCGCUGAGGUGGGUAUAGGAAUUGUAGCUGAGGCUGAUGCGGCUGAUGCUGUUGGGUUCUCUAUCCCCUCUGACAUGGAAGACGAUUACGAACCUGAGCUGCUGUUAAUGCCUUCUAAUCAGCCGGUCAACCAGCCCAUUCUGGCCGCGGCUCAGUCCUUGCAUCGGGAAGCUACCAAGUGGUCUAGUAAGGGCAAUGACAUCAUUGCAGCAGCCAAGCGAAUGGCUCUACUGAUGGCUGAGAUGUCCCGGUUGGUAAGAGGGGGCAGUGGUACCAAGCGGGCACUCAUUCAGUGUGCCAAGGACAUCGCCAAAGCCUCAGACGAGGUGACUCGGUUGGCCAAGGAGGUUGCCAAGCAGUGCACAGAUAAGCGGAUUAGAACCAACCUCUUACAGGUAUGUGAGCGAAUUCCAACUAUAAGCACCCAGCUCAAAAUCUUGUCCACAGUGAAGGCCACCAUGCUGGGCCGGACCAGCAUCAGUGAUGAGGAGUCUGAGCAG